AUGGCGGAGGAGUCGGAAGCGAGCGCGUCCGAGGCGGCUGCGCUGGCGCCGGAGUGGAGGAUCGCCGUGGCGGUGGACGAGAGCGAGGAGAGCAUGUACGCCCUAGAAUGGUGCCUCCGCAACGUCGUAUCGGAGAAAGCUCAGAGAACCAUUAUCCUCAUCUACGCGCGGCCUCCUCCCCCCGUCUAUACCUCCCUCGACGGUACCGGUGAGUCCUCUGUCUCCCUCUCUCGAUCUCUGUAAAAGUAUGUCUUGUCUUCCCGAUCUGAUCCGCAUUUGCCUCUCUUCGGCGCAGGGGUUAUGUUCGGUGACGAUGUGAUCACGAUCAUGGAGAAGUACAGCAGGGAACUGGCUGAAUCGGUGAAGGAGAGAUCGAAGAAAGUUUACGAGGAUUAUCCCAAUGUAGUUUCCUUCUUCCUUCCCGAUCUCAUCUGUGAUGUUCAGAUUGAUCGAUCAAAGUAUUCUGAUAUCUCUCUCUUCUUCGGAUUGGGAUUAGGUUAAAGUGGAGAUGAAGGUGGGGACAGGGGACGCCAGGGAUGUGAUCUGCGAGCUGUUGGAAAAGGUAGGAGCCGAUCUGCUGGUGAUAGGCAGCCAUGGCUAUGGCUUCGUCAAGAGGUACACCCACUCCUCCCCUCCGAUCUCCUCCAUCUUCUGAAAAUCCGAAGCUCCGAUUCAGAUCGUCCCCCGGAUUGUUCUUCGUCCUUCGCAGGACUCUUCUGGGGAGCGUCAGCGACUACUGCGCCCGCAACGCCAAGUGCCCGGUGCUGAUCGUGAAGCGGCCGGCGAGCUGA
Messenger RNA from Spirodela intermedia, 791 nucleotides. The record is from the annotation of a GenBank genome assembly. NCBI's taxonomy places the organism in Eukaryota, Viridiplantae, Streptophyta, Magnoliopsida, Alismatales, Araceae.